UAUUGCAGACGGGGCAAAGUACUCGAAUGGCGUGAAGUCGUAAAGUGUGAAGUGUUUUGUGCGAUUUGAACUGUAAAUUAGUGUGAAGUUCUUCAAAAGUAUUCGAAGAGACACAAAUGUCAACUACAAAACAUAUCAAUGUUUACAAAAUAAAGAAACAGCUUUUCUAGCGAGAACUAUUCAUGAUUUUCCAAUAGUCACCUAAAGGCGUCUUCUUGGAAUAUGGAAGACCUAACGAUUCAAUGCCCUUUUUGUUGUACUGCUACGUUCAGCUCUAAAGAAUCAUUAGUUGAUCAUUUGUCUCACAUCGUCGAAAGAUUAGUAUGCCCAAUAUGCAAAAACAGUAUCUCAUCAUUAGAUAGUCUUAUAACACACUUAAAGUAUGAUAAUUGUAUAGAAACUAUAUUAUUAUGCCAGUAUACAAAUGGAAAUAGUAAUAAAGUAGAGCAAACUGAUGUUAACUUAGAUUUUGAGGAAAAUGAAAAUGUUGAACAAAAUGAAAACUGUAUAGAAAACAAUUCAGAAGACAUUUCUGAAGUCAGUAAAAUAUAUUCAGAAUUAUUAAGUAAACAUAUAGAUAUAAAAACACAAGACAUAAAACUUUUAAAGGAAAAUGGAAAUAGAUAUUUACUAGUUACAAAUAAUGACUCGGCACUCAAUGGAGGGGCUACACUAGUAUCAAAACAAAAUAAUGACGGAACAAUUUCCUUCAGUAUUCAAGAAUCCAAUGUGUCCGAGGCUAAUGAUUUAGUGGAAAAUGAACAAAUGGAUGCCAAAACAGAAAAUCAGAACCAACUGGAUUUGGAGAAUAGUGAUAAUAUAGAAGAGAUGUACAGCUGUAACACAUGUGGCGUUUCAUUUACAUCAGUGAUGGAUCAUAUACAAAACUACCAUAACGAUGAGGAUGUUGUCGUUGAGGAACCACUAGAGGAUGGCACUACAGAUUCAGUGGCCGUGGAAUACGAAUCGGUGCCAGAGGAGGCUGUGGUCGAGAAGCAGGCUUCACGGAGAAUGAUCACAGACACCGGCGAUAUUAUAGAAGAACCCCUUAGACAAAAUGAGCAAAAUGGACAAGUCAGAGUUAUAAUUCCUAUAAAUAAAGAUGGUGAUGUGAAAUUGGAGAAUAAACAAUACAUCCAAGUUGAUAAACUGGGAAAUAGUAUUGUUAAGGAAAACGCACCAGUUGUUGAUACAAGUAAUUUGAAAUUUCAUAAAGUCGUGAUGAAAACGAUGGAAGCACCAAAUGGAAAUAAAGUAAAAGUGUAUAACUGCACAACUUGCAAUUACCUGGUAUCCUCGCUGUCGGAAUUCAGAAGUCAUCCGUGCAAAAAUCGUGUUAUUUCAGAAAAAUAUAUUUGUCCCCAUUGCUCCGUUAUGUAUGACAACCCAAAAUCUUUAUGUGCGCAUAUGAAAGUUCAUAAAGAGAAACCAGCGACAUUCGCGUGUCCUGUGUGUCCCGAUGUUUUUGACGAACCGAAUUCUUUGUGUAACCAUAUAAAUGAGCAUAAAGGAAAUUCAGAUACAUCAUCUCUAUUGGAACCAAUUAGGUUUGACUGUGAAGUAUGCAGUACAAAAUUUCCAACUAGCAAAUCUUUAAAAUUACACAAACGGAUGCAUGAUCCUAUAAAGGCUCGACCCAUAGAACCACCGGUAGAGACAACAGAGGGCUCCGAUAAAUACCUCUGUUUAGUUUGCUUCAAGUUAAUACCCGUAGACUAUAAGGUUAUACACCAGAACUCGCACAAGGUCAGCAGCGAAAUGAUAUGUGAUAUAUGCAAUAAGAAGUUCCCCAAUAAGGAGUAUCUGGAGAUGCACAUGAAUGUACAUAAUAUGGAUAAGGUGACAGUGGGCAAACAGGACAACACGCUGCCCUAUCACUGUUUGUAUUGCAAUCGAAAAUUCGCGCGGCCGCAUGAGAAAGUGAAACAUGAAAGGAUACAUACGGGUGAGAAGCCACAUUCGUGUGAAAUCUGCGGCAAAUCUUUCCGUGUGUCGUAUUGCCUCACGCUACACAUGCGCACGCACACCGGCGCGAGACCGUACGAGUGUCCACACUGUCCUAAAAGGUUCAAAGCGCACAGCGUUUACAACCACCACCUGUUAACGCACUCGGAAGUUCGCGCAUACAAGUGCCCCUUUUGCCCCAAAGCGUUCAAGACGUCGGUACAACUCGCGGGCCACAAGAAUUCGCACACCAAGCCUUUCUCUUGCCAGCAGUGUAAUCGGCCGUUCGCGUCGCUGUACGCGGUGCGCGUGCACAUGGAGGUGCACACGCGGCAGAACAACCUGAAGUUCUCGUGCAGCGCGUGCGGCGCCAGCUACGCGCGCGCCUUCGCGCUGCGCGACCACCAGCGCACCGCGCACACCGACCGCCUGCCGCACACCCAAUUCAUAGACAACACGUUAAAAGUUAGCGAAGUGCCUGAAACAGAAGAAAUCUCACUCGCGACGGACGAACUUAAUAAGGAACUGCCAAAUGAUAUCAAUGAAAUAGAAAUGAAAACAGGAGAACUUAUUAUACCGUAAGAAAAACUACAAGUGUUGAGUGUAAUAAAAAUAAGUAAAUGUGUAAUUUAUUGGAUGUUACUGAUUCAUAACAUAUUUUGUUACCUUAGAAUACAUAUAUAAUUGAGAAAUAAAAUAUUUUUAACGGAUUUUAAACGCGAUUUAUUCAUUAUAUUAGCAGUCUCCCCGUGACUACGCUCGCUGUAAAGUGUUCGAAACGUCGGGGUUUAAAAUCCGUUAAAGAAUCUUUAAUUUCUAAAUACCUUCAUAUAUAAUCUGACGUAGAAGCGGUAUAUGCGAACAAACUGGCAGUUAAAGCCGUUCCGCGUUAGACAAAGACAGAAUAUACAUUUAAAGCAUUAGCUAAAAAGAGUUAGCAACGUGACUGACUAAACGCAACCAAGCUAAUUAGCUGACUUCAAACGGAACGUAUUUUGUAUUUUUACGCGUAUGCCGCUUCUACCUUUUAUAAGGUAACAAUCAUAUUUUGUAAUAAUUUAACAAAAAAUAAAUCAAUUUAAUUUUCCAAGAAUCAUUAGAUUUUAAGGAAUGUAAAAAAUACGUUCUACGAAUUGCGAUGUUGCUAAAAAUCGAAUUAGUAAAAAACACAUUGUUACAAUUUUGUUUAUCCAAAACAAUACAAUAGGAGUUAAUCCUAUAAUGAUUAGUUUAAGUUAUUGUUAAAGAGACGGUUAAAAAGGGAGGAUUAAAAAGUACGUACAAAGUCAUUGUUUUUCAAACAGUACCAUAAAACAUUACCGCAUUUGCGAUCAGGCCUAUGUAAUAAAAUAAGUGUCCUUUUGUUUGUAAUUGAUAUCUAUACUAAUAUUAUAAAGAUGAAGAGUUUGUUUGUUUGAACGCGCUAAUCUCGGUAACUA
This is a messenger RNA of Colias croceus (clouded yellow), 3383 nucleotides long. RefSeq names its product zinc finger protein 852-like. The record is from RefSeq and is a predicted model, not a curated record. Gene Ontology annotation, biological process: regulation of transcription by RNA polymerase II. Gene Ontology annotation, cellular component: nucleus. NCBI's taxonomy places the organism in Eukaryota, Metazoa, Arthropoda, Insecta, Lepidoptera, Pieridae. Gene Ontology annotation, molecular function: RNA polymerase II transcription regulatory region sequence-specific DNA binding; DNA-binding transcription factor activity, RNA polymerase II-specific. The transcript is spliced from 16 exons. Bases 223 to 2526 code for a protein of 767 amino acids.